AUUGUAAUAAUAGACAGAGAAGAGAGAGAAUUGAUAAGGGCUGUCGGGAAUGCCUUUGUGCAACUCGUGGACCGUCGUACACAUCUCAUGGACUAUCGUCAACGUGGCGGAUACUGUAUCGUAGUGAAACUCGGUCGGCUAGCUGAGGGCGUGGCUUACGGCGCAUACGCUAUUGACAACUGCCUGCGCCGACGCAUGCUAUCGUUCAUAAUGUCAUACACCCUUUUGUGA
Messenger RNA from Strongylus vulgaris, 231 nucleotides. The record is from the annotation of a GenBank genome assembly. Lineage: Eukaryota; Metazoa; Nematoda; Chromadorea; Rhabditida; Strongylidae.